ACUCAGGAUGAACAAGAGGAGAAGACCUAGCUAUCGUCCAGAAGACCAAGAAGCCUUCUACCGACUUCUGGAGGAUCCCGUUAUCCAGAGCUUCUUGGAAGCUGACAUUUUCCUGAAGGUGUCUGACAAGUACCUGCUGUCCAUGGUGGUGGAGUACUUCGGCCGCGUGGGGCUGCCCGGUCACCUCUACAACAGGAUCCACUUCUUCCUGGCCCUCUACAUUGCCUCCGACAUGGAGGAAGACAACCCCAUGUCCAAGCGGAGCAUCUUCCAGUUCCUGCUGGGCAGGGAGCACUGGCCAGACCUCUACAAGGAGUUCCUCAAGUUGAAGGUGGAAUUCUUCCAUGCAAUGGGGCACCGAGCCUGGGUCACCCCCGAGCUGUGUGAGGAGAUCCAGGCUCAGAACCCACAUCACUGGGUCUGGAGUCGGGCGCGCCAGUGCGCCCCCUAGGUUCCCACGGAAACGGAGUGGGGAGUGCAGCUGGUCCAAGAAAACUCUUGAAAAUUCUGAUCUAAGUCAUGAAAACGUC
Molecule: messenger RNA, 530 nt
Organism: Cervus elaphus (red deer)
Lineage: Eukaryota; Metazoa; Chordata; Mammalia; Artiodactyla; Cervidae
Product: putative speedy protein-like protein 3
Exons: 6
Coding region: 8-451 (147 amino acids)
Biological process (GO): positive regulation of cyclin-dependent protein serine/threonine kinase activity
Molecular function (GO): protein kinase binding
Source: RefSeq, a predicted model, not a curated record